This is a messenger RNA of Neoarius graeffei (lesser salmon catfish), 4254 nucleotides long. Its product is annotated as cilia- and flagella-associated protein 57-like. The record is from RefSeq and is a predicted model, not a curated record. The transcript has 26 exons. The coding region runs from base 1 to 4254 and encodes 1417 amino acids. Lineage: Eukaryota; Metazoa; Chordata; Actinopteri; Siluriformes; Ariidae. Gene Ontology annotation, molecular function: methyltransferase activity; 2-oxoglutarate-dependent dioxygenase activity; protein binding.
AUGUGCCAGCCUGCUUCAAGGUCUCCACCUGUUGCCAAAAAGCCAAGGAUCACAGGAUUACAUGACUACAGACCCAUCGCCCUGACUUGUGUGGAUAUGAAAUCCUUUGAGCGCCUUGUGCUUUACCACCUUAAAGUCAUCACUGACCCACUCCUGGACCCCAUGCAGUUCACCUACAGACCCAACAAAUUUGCAGAUGCUGCCAUCAUGGCUCUUCAUUUCAUCCUCCAGCACCUGGACUCCCAAGGAACCUCUGCUAGGAUCCUGUGGAUCACUGACUUCCUGUUUGACAGGAAUCAGCAUGUGAAGCUGGGGAAACACGUCUCUGACUUCCAAACCAUCAGCGACAGAUCCCCCCGAGCUGCACCUCCAGUCAAGUUCCUGAAGUUUGCAGAUGUCACCACCCUCACUGGACUCAUCUCUGAUGAGGACAAGUCUUCCUACAGGUGGGAGAUUGACCAUCUGGUGUCCUGGUUAACCUCUGUGGAGUAUUUUCGCUUCCUGGGCACUACAAUCACUCAGGACCUCAAGUGGGAGAUGAAUACCUACUCGCUCACCAAGAAGGCACAGCAGAGGAUGUUCUUCCUGCAGCAGUUGAGGUUUGAUCUGCCAAAAACAAUGAUGGUGUACUUUUACAACGCCAUCAUCAAGUCCAUCCUCACUUCCUCCAUCACCAUCUGGUACCCUGCUGCCACUGCUAGGGACAAGGGAAGACUGCAGCGCAUCAUUCGCUCUGCUGAGAGGACGGCUGCCUGCAACCUUCCAUCUCUUCAGGACCUGUACGAGUCCCGGAUCCUAAGGAGAGCAGAAAGGAUUACUGAAAAAUCAAUGACUGGGGAAUUCAAAUUAGAGCCUCACCACAUUUUUGGCUUGCACCGAGAAGUGAAAAACAACUUGCUCUUCUUAGAUGCCCAAACUGUCAUUUUCUCAGGUGGAAACCACUGUGUGCAGUACCACGUUGAUCAGAAAUGGAACAGUUUCAUUCCAGGUAAGCCUUCUGAGAGCUUCGGAAGCCAGGGCAUACGGGCGCUGGCUAUAAGCCCUGACCAGCGCUACCUGGCUGUGUCAGAGCACAAGGAGAAGGGCACAAUCACCAUCUAUGAACUUCAGAACCAUCAGUACCAAAAAAGACAAGUUCUCAUGGCUGACGCGAUCAAGGUACAGGAGUUUGUCUGCAUGGCUUUUUCUCCUGAUUCAAAGUACCUUCUGGGCCAGUCUGGAGAACCUGAAUGGAGACUCUUCUACUGGAAAUGGGAAAAGAAUAAGGUCAUUGCCAUGGAGAGCACCACGAAGGUUGGCCUUGUCAGUCAGGUCAGCUUUAACCCAGAGGACAGGAAACAGAUCUGUGCGAGUGGAAAAGGAGUCUUCAAGAUCUUCAAACUGGAGAAAGAAACCCUGUAUCAGUCCAACUUGUUUCAAAUGGACAUAGAGAACAUCCUGUGCCACGCAUGGAUGUCUGAGGACUACAUCGUUGCAGGGACAGAAACAGGAAAACUGCUAUUGCUUAUGGUGCAUUUCGGACAUGUGCAGAAGCUGGAGAGUCCGUAUAAGAGGUGUAUCACUGCCAUCACGCCAUAUUCUACAGGCUUCGUCUGUUCAGCUGGACCAGCCCUGGUUUGCCUCUAUGAGAAAUUGAAAGGGGACAAAGGCUACAGGAAGGCUGCAGAAAUACGAAUUCCUCAGGAUGAGUGUCUUCAGCCAGGUCAGGCUGAGAAGCAAACAAUCACCUCUAUGUGCAUGGAUCCAUCUGAGGAGAUACUGGCCAUCACCACAGACCAAGGCCAGAUCUACCACAUCAAUUUUGAAUUAUCUGUCAUUAGCAGGAGUAAGCAGGCCAACUUCGAGUUCCUGUUUCACUCUCUUCACUCGGAGAGCAUCACCGAUCUGUCAGUCUGCUCAAGCAAAUCCCUCUUCGCCACCUGCUCAAAGGACAACUCCGUGCGCAUUUGGAACUACAAGAGCAAGUCUCUGGAGCUGUAUCAGGAGUUUGAUGAAGAGCCAUACUGUGUGUCACUGCAUCCAAAUGGCCUCUCCAUCCUGGUUGGCUUCUUCAAUAAGCUCUGCCUCAUGCACGUGUUGGUGAACAAAUUCCGCAUUGUCCAGGAGUUCACCAUAGGCACCUGCAAUGAGUGUGCAUUCAAUCACGAUGGCAACAUGUUCGCCGCCGUCAAAUCAAACAUGAUUCACAUCUACAACAGCAGAACACAGAAAAAAGUGGACCUUCGGGGCCAUGUUAAGAAGGUGCUGUCGGUGAAGUGGAGUGAAGAUGACAGUAGUCUGGUGUCAUGUGGGAUGGAUGGUGCCAUAUACAAGUGGGACAUUCUGACCGGCACCCGCGAGUCAGACAACGUACAGAGAUCAUGUAUCUACACUGAUGUGAUGUUCUCACCCAAAACUGGGAACAUCCUCGCUGUAAGCACUGAUUUCAAACUGAAGGAGUUCCAAGGUGAAGAGAUCGUAAGGGAAUUGGUCUCAGAUGGUGUUCCCUACACAGCCAUCUCCGUGACUCAUUGUGGCGAGGCCGUCUUUGUUGGAACCUCUGCUGGUACUGUUAGGGUCAUGCAGUACCCAUUCCGAAAGGGGAAAACGUGGACAGAGUAUCAGGCCCAUUCUCGUCCCAUCACCAAAAUGGUCAUCACGCCUGGUGAUCAUUAUCUGCUGACUGCCUCAGAGGACGGCUCCCUCCUUAUCUGGAUAAUCAUUAACAAUAUGGGAUACAAGUUGUGUAUGGAGAAAAGAAUUAAUUUUACAGAGGAUGUCCUCUGUUCUAAGAGAUAUCUGGAAGAAAAGGAAGAGAUUUUACAAGAGGCUACCAACCAGGUGAACAGGCUGGAGUUGGAGCAGGAGUACAAACUAAAUCGGGAGCACAUGAACUACAGCAAGAAGAUUGAUCACAUAAUGUUGAACUCCAUGCAGCAGAUUGAGAUUCUGAAAGGCCAAAUUCAGGUGUUGGCUGCUGAGAACGAGAAUCUGAAGGCCUUUAACCAGAAGACGGUUACCCAGUUAGCAGAAAAACACACUAAAGAGCUGGAGAAUGAAAAACUGGAACAUGAGAUUAUGAUUAAUAAGGUAUAUGAAAAGCAGUAUGAACUGGAUCAGAAAAUGAAGGCAAUGCAGAAGGACUAUGAAGAAAAACUACAGCAGCAGAAUGAAAGCCAUCUCUGUGCCAUGGAGGAGAUGAAACGGGCCUAUGACGCCAAGCUACAGGAGCAACAGGCCAAGUUACAGCAGGAGGUGAAGGUGUCUGAGGAGGCUCAGAUGAUGAUGAAGAAGAAUAUAGAGUCUGAGCUUGAUGAACUCUGCUUCAGAUAUGAACGGGACCUCCAGAUGGAGAAGGAGACCAGCAGCAAACUUAAAUAUGAAAUGAGACUCGUGGAGAGGCAGCUGUCACAGUUCAGUAGAUUGAAAAGAGAGUUACUGGAUCAGGACCUGACCAUCCGUAAGCUAAAGGAGGACCUGAAGAGCAUGCAGGGCCAAUAUAAGGAUGCGGGAAACAAAAUAAAGGAACUGAUGAAGGAAAGCGAGGAGAAAGAAAAGAACAUAUGGAUGCAUAAAAAAACAAUCUCAAUAUUGCAAAAAGAGCAUAAAAAGUGCAAACGUGAAUAUGAUGAGGAACAUGCCUUACUGCAAAAGCAGUUGAAACACCUGAGGCUAGAACGUAAUAAUUUGAAGAAAAUUGUUCAACGAAAUGAUUGUGAGAAACUGCAGAAAGAGGUUGAAGAGAAAAAAACAAUCAUCAAAGAGCUCGGGGCUGAGUUGGUGAGGAGCAACGGAAAGAACAAGGCAAUCGUUGAGGACCUGAAGCGGAGGCUGAUAAUGAAGGAUAAAGACUUGGCCAAUGAGAGGACCAAGGUCAGAAAUGUGAAGACUCUAGUGGAAAGAAUGAAGACCGACAUCCAAAAGGGCUCCAGCUUUCUCCAUGAGCCGAAGAUGCUGAAAGAUUACUUUGUGAAUCUCCACAAAUGUUACAUUCAUAAAGCAGAUGUGACACAAACAAUCGAUACUGAGAUCAUGUUAGAGCACACCAGGCAGAAGGAGUUCCUGGAGAGGCGGUUGAAUGCUCAGAAGAAACAACAUGCCAUGGAGGUGAAACGCGAGCAAGCAUUCCGUACCAAGAUCAUAAAGGCAAGUACCUUGAUGGCUGAAGAUCUUAGCCAGGAGAGAGCAAAGAAUUACGAGCUGCAGAUGAUGCUCAAAAAUAAAGGACCCCAACUGUCUUAUUCUGUGCAGCAGGAUGCACCUGGUUUCCUCUGA